Messenger RNA from Tripterygium wilfordii, 902 nucleotides. RefSeq lists its product as uncharacterized. NCBI's taxonomy places the organism in Eukaryota, Viridiplantae, Streptophyta, Magnoliopsida, Celastrales, Celastraceae. The coding region runs from base 149 to 718 and encodes 189 amino acids. The transcript has 4 exons. The record is from RefSeq and is a predicted model, not a curated record.
ACAUGUUUCCAUGUCAGCCUAAUUUUUCUUUUAUUUUUUAGCAAUUUAAUUCGGAAAAUUUUACAGGAGACAAAUAUAAGGGGAUUUGUUGAAAUGGGGAUCGACUGAUUGAUUGAUGAAAUAGAUAGAUAGAUAGAAAAGGAGAGACAUGGCGAGUGUUGUGAAGGUCAAGCCCAGUAAUCAAGAUGGUCCUUCAAAGGGAAAGGUUGAUGCUUCCGUGAACAAGAAGAAGAUCGAAAGCUCUGAUAAACAGUAUCUUGUUAGUUGUAAGAAUAAAUCUGUUGCGACUGUCUCGAAAACUGAGAUAAAAUCAAAAGCUACAUCAUCUUCCUCGAAAACUACAACAAAAACGACAAAAGUGAGGGAAAAGAAAGUCUUCAGUUUGCCGGGCCAAAAAUUUGAUCGCCCUGAAGAGAGAGAACCCCUAAGGAUAUUUUAUGAGUCAUUGUCGAAACAGAUACCAACUAGUGAAAUGGCCGAAUUUUGGAUGAUGGAGCAUGGAUUGUUGUCCCCUGAAAGAGCCAAAAAGGCACACGAGAAGAAGCAGAGGAAGCAGAAGCAUCUUCGAACAGGAACUCCUAUCAAAUCCCCCCCACCAUCCCAGUCGGUGAUGAAGCCACAGCCAUCAAAGAAUGGUGAUGUAAAAGCAAAGAAGAGAAUCAUCAAUGAGAGUGACGACGACGACUUCAUUUUAAGUCCCAAGAGAAGGAAAGGGUAAGAAAAAAAAUGUCCCCUUUGUUUCUUAUACCUGUGUACUUAUAGAAAUCAGUUCAUUUCUAUUCCUUUACAUUCAAUUACAAGAAAAAUGCAAUGUUGUGAUACACCAAAACAACCCAUAAAUGGGGAUAGACAUUGUACUAUGUGACUCAGAGAAUCAAUAAGCAUCUAACUUUCUGAGACCA